Messenger RNA from Penicillium vulpinum, 531 nucleotides. RefSeq lists its product as uncharacterized. NCBI's taxonomy places the organism in Eukaryota, Fungi, Ascomycota, Eurotiomycetes, Eurotiales, Aspergillaceae. Bases 1 to 531 code for a protein of 176 amino acids. The record is from RefSeq and is a predicted model, not a curated record. The transcript is spliced from 4 exons.
AUGCACCUCGUCUCUACAGCAGUCUUUCCUAGCAGCGAAUUUGAGUCCGAGUCGGAGGAAGAGUCUCAGGAUAAACUGGGCCUCGAUGAUAAAGAUGAACAACUCUCCCCGGAGUACUUUCUUCAGGAGGCCGAGUCUCUGGAUAUGUCUCAGCUCCGGUUCUGCAAAGGUGCAAAGCGCGAUCCAGUUGAAUGUCUAUCCCAACUCUCUAAUACCGAAAAGACAUGGUAUCUGAUCUACAAGUCCGAGGUUGGAUAUAAACUUAGCAAAGAUAUUCAGGUGAAAAUCCGCGACGUGCUUGCGAUAGUAGCGAAAGAAGAAAAGCUUUCCCUCCAACCUCGACCGAAAGCGACUAUAUAUAUCGAAGAUAUGGCUGAAUUUGCGCGAGUAAUCCUGUCCACGACCGAGCUAACGUUUCCCUGUGGCUGGUACAGAAUACAACUUCUCCUCUUUUACCAGCUGGCGGCUAUCACUGGUAGUCGUCCGGGGGCGCUAUUGGAACUACGCUUCCGGGAUCUAAAGCUGACAUGA